AUGACUUCACAACUCUCCAUCGACGUGACAGAUUUCUCUAAUUCUGAAUUUGAUGCAAAAGUAUGGAUUAAUUCAGUCUUGAAACCAUCAAAUACAAAACCUUUAGAGAAAACAGAAGAUGAAAUAAAGGAAAUGACAUCAAUGCUUGUGACAAAGCUUCAAAUGACUGGUGAAAGUACUUCUCGUCAAUUCGAUCAACUUUCCAACUCUGUCAUAAAAUCCAUGCCUAGAAUCAAGUAUGAAAUAAAGUCCAUUGCUGAAGAAGCACGAGCUAUACAACGAAAAAUAGAGGCAGCCAAACAAAAAUUCGAGCAACUAGAGAAACAGACAGAGCCGACACUUGGUCAGUUGCGUAAACCGCAUACUGUAAAGACGCGUAUGGAAGAAUGUCAGAACCUGUUGGAUGAACUCAAACUCGAAAAGAGUAAACCGGUGAAUCCAGUGAGUGUGGUGGAAAGAAAGACAGAGACGACCGUUCAACAAGAUACACCGUCAUUGGAUCCUGCAACGAUCCUAGACUUGGAAAACCCAUUACAAAUUUAUCAAAAUACCCAAGACAACAACAAUAAUAAUAAUAAUAACGCUCAAGCGAAUAAUGUCUUCAAAAAGAUGAAUGUGCCGCUAUGGCAAUAGAAAAAAUGACGCAUCUUGUUUCAACUGUAUGAAAAACAGCAGUGUAAUAUUGGAGACUGUAGGCAAAAGGGUUAUUUUAGUAUCUUAUUUUACAUUGUUUAACAAAUAAAGUAAGAGUGAAAUGUCAAAUUUACUUUGCAGGCAAUACGCCAAGACCAGUCAAUUAAAUUAGGCAAAAUUAAAAAAAGGGGAAAAGAAGCAGAAAUGUGAAAUAAGGGAGUAUCAUAUUAAGAUCAGCCCACAGAAACAUAUUUAUAACCAC
This is a messenger RNA of Rhizopus microsporus ATCC 52813, 895 nucleotides long. RefSeq lists its product as uncharacterized. The record is from RefSeq and is a predicted model, not a curated record. The coding region runs from base 1 to 633 and encodes 210 amino acids. The transcript has 2 exons. NCBI's taxonomy places the organism in Eukaryota, Fungi, Mucoromycota, Mucoromycetes, Mucorales, Rhizopodaceae. Gene Ontology annotation, biological process: retrograde vesicle-mediated transport, Golgi to endoplasmic reticulum; intracellular protein transport; Golgi organization. Gene Ontology annotation, cellular component: COG complex.